AUGACUCUGUUCAAGAGCCAGCACAAGCGGUACACUAAUUUCGCGGAGGACUUUGAGGAGAACGACUUCAGCGCGGGCACCGUUGGUUUCGGGCAGCGCGUGUCGGCGAACGUGUCUCGCUACGGCGACCUCGUGAGCGACGUUCUGCUAGAGGUGACUCUGCCUGCGAUCCAGGCUUCGGAGAGCGUUGUGAACGGCGCGGGCACCGAGGUGGCUGACGCGGACAAGGCGGCGUACUGGGUGAACGCGAUCGGUUACGCCAUCAUCAGCGAGGUGGAGAUCGAGAUCGGUGGGACCGAGGUGGACACUCUCUACAGCGAGUGGAUGUUCCUGUGGGAGGAGUUGACCCAGCGCCCCGGAGCGCGCCUCGGCGAGCAGAUCGGCAAGUUUGCGUACUCGGCAGACGUGGAAGAAGACAUGAUCGAGUUCGCCAGCCAGGAGAGGAAGCUUUACGUGCCGCUUCCGUUCUGGUUCAACAAGUACUGGAUGGAGCACGGUCUGUCGAUCCCGCUGAUCGCGCUGACCUACCACGAGAUCAAGAUCAAGGUCAGCUUCCGACCCCUGGCCGACUGCUGUGCCGUCGUCUACCGCGAGAGCGACCCCACCUGGGGAGACUACUGGGCGCUGGCCACCGACAAGAUCCCCAUCAACACGGCCUCCGCCUCGGCAAUGGCCGCCUCCGACAUGGACGCGCGCCUGCUAGUGUCCUACGUCUACCUCGACCAGGAAGAGCGCCAGGCAUUCGCAUCCGUGCAGCACGAGUACCUCAUCACCACCACUCAGCGCCAGAUGCACUCCAUCACGUCCGCGAGCGCCAAGUCCGACCAGCUCAAGCUUUACUUCAACCACCCGUCCAACGCUCUCAUCUGGUUCGUACGCCCCACCGACUUCAAAAACCUGCGCCGCCGCUUCUCCGUCGGACACAAGGACAUGUUCGACUUCUCCCUGCAGAAGGAAGACACCACCGUAAGCAUGUGGGGCGACGUCACCGAUUCUGUAGCUUCGGCAUCUUUGAAUCUCAACGGACAUAGCCGUUUUCCAGACAACCUGCCUGGCCUGUUCUUCCGCCAGGUGCAGCCCGCUCUCAAGUGGCCCAACACUCCGGCCGGAUACACCUACCUGUUUACCUUCGCCGCUAUCGGCGGCGUGUGGAACCCUACUUCCACUCUCAACAUGAGCCGCAUCGACCACGUGCAGCUCGAACUCAAGUACGGUGACAACAUCCCCACGUCGGAUGUCGUCGUAUUCAACGAAGCCUACAAUCUUCUUGUCAUCAAGGAGGGGAUGGGGGGUGAAGUUAAAGAUCCCAUGGGGGGUCUGGACGCCUCCAGUAGGGUAUCGUGGGGUCGCGAGGCUCCAGUUCUAUCUUGUGGAUUUACACAAGAACGAUAUUCUAGUCCGGGCGCACUCGGUUUGCUUGUUUGUUAA
Molecule: messenger RNA, 1428 nt
Organism: Ectocarpus siliculosus
Lineage: Eukaryota; Phaeophyceae; Ectocarpales; Ectocarpaceae
Source: the annotation of a GenBank genome assembly